UGAGAAUGUAUGCAACUUAAAAGGACCAUCAACAACUUUGUGGCCAUAAAACAGAGAAAGAAAAUCCAUUAUUUGCCAUGGCUUCAUUCAAUCUUUGCAGCCUUGAAAAAUCCACCUUUCUGGGCAGAACCAAUCUUUUGAAUCAUGCCAACAAACCAUUCUUCAGCGCUCAAAGAUUAAGAUCAAACAAAUCUUUAAACACCACAGCCAAGCUCAGCAUUUCUGAAAUCUUUGGAGGCAGAGGUCUGUGCAAUGGUGAAGAAGGUCUCCAACAAGAACUCAAAAAAACAAUCUCACAGGAAACUUCACCAUCAAACUUGAAAUAUGAAGAAGAGUCAAGAAUCGCAGACAUCCCGGAAGACGGAUUUGACAAGGAGUUACUUGGCCUUACUGGUGGAUUUCCAGGUGGUGAAAAGGGGUUGCAAGAAUUUAUUGCAAAGAAUCCACCACCUAAAAAACCAUCUCCUUCUCAGAAGCUAGUUGAGUCCAAUCAGAAGAGCUUGACUAAGAAGUCGAAGCCGCCUGUUCUGCCAUUGUUGAUGCCUGGUAUGAUUGCUAUUGUCAAGAAUCCGAACAAUCCUUACUAUAUGUACUGUGGUAUCGUGCAAAGAAUCACUGAUGGAAUGGCCGGGGUGCUUUUUGAAGGGGGGAACUGGGAUAGAUUGAUUACGUUUAAGCUGGAUGAGCUUGAACGUCGCGAGAAAGGGCCUCCUAUGGUUAGUUGUAGGUCUGUUAUACUUGAAACAAUGGUAGAACAGGAUGCCAAGUAAAUUUUACUUCGUUUCUAAGUUCAUGCUUGUGAAUAUAUCUCUGCAUUGCAUAAGCCCGAGUGUUUAUUUAUUGAA
Daucus carota subsp. sativus is the source of this 845-nucleotide messenger RNA. RefSeq names its product NAD(P)H-quinone oxidoreductase subunit S, chloroplastic. Gene Ontology annotation, biological process: photosynthetic electron transport chain. The record is from RefSeq and is a predicted model, not a curated record. The transcript has a single exon. The coding region runs from base 78 to 770 and encodes 230 amino acids. Lineage: Eukaryota; Viridiplantae; Streptophyta; Magnoliopsida; Apiales; Apiaceae.